Messenger RNA from Cryptomeria japonica (Japanese cedar), 3885 nucleotides. Its product is annotated as pentatricopeptide repeat-containing protein At4g30700-like. The transcript has a single exon. Gene Ontology annotation, molecular function: RNA binding; protein binding; zinc ion binding. Bases 263 to 3070 code for a protein of 935 amino acids. NCBI's taxonomy places the organism in Eukaryota, Viridiplantae, Streptophyta, Pinopsida, Cupressales, Cupressaceae. Gene Ontology annotation, biological process: RNA modification. The record is from RefSeq and is a predicted model, not a curated record.
UUUUAAAAAGCGGAUGGAGAGGAGGAGAAAAGCGAUGAAGUGGUCCUUUCAACUCUACGAAGUCAUUCAAUGUUCAGUAUACUGUACUGUACACAGUCUCUGUGUCUACACAAACCUCAAAUGUAAGGUUUCCAAGUUGUUUACUGAUAAGUGGUGUGCGAGGGGACUGUAGUGGCUGCAAACUGCAAUUCAAAAUGAACUUUUUUCCAGGAUAUCAUCUGAAUUCGUCUCAACUGUGGAGAAAAGUUAUUAAUAUCACAGAAUGGCAAUCCAGAGAAUAUCACUACUAUCUAGGCCAUUACUGUCCGGGAUGAUUCAGAUGCAAGAAAUAAAUGGCCACAAAACUCCUCUCAAGGCCCUCUGUAAGCAGGGUCACUUGAAGAAUGCUCUACACAUCUUGCAUACUACAUAUAAUUCUCCUGUAGGUUCUUGUACACACCUUCAACUAUUGCAGAUUUUCAUGCCUAAGAAUGCCCUUUCAGAGGUUAAGAAAAUUCACUCUCACAUCAAUGAAAGGGGAUUUUCAUCUGCUGCCCGCAUUUUUUUACAAAAUACCCUUAUCAAUAUGUAUGCCAAGUGUGGAAGUGUAGUGGGUGCUUGCGGAGUUUUCGAAAGCAUGACUGAACGAGACAUCUUCUCAUGGAAUAUGAUGAUUGCAGCUUACCAGAGACAUGGGUUUCCUCAAGAGGCAUUGACAUUUUUUCGUCAAAUGCAACUGUCAGCUAUCCAACCUGAUAAAUUUACCUUUGCUACCAUUCUUCCAUCAUGUGCGAAAUUGGGAGCUUUAGAACAGGGUAUGGAGAUUCAUCAAAGGAUAAUGGAGAGCAGAUUUUUGUCAGAUGUUGUACUUGUGAAUGCCUUGAUUGACAUGUAUGCAAAAUGCAAAAGCAUACACAAUGCACGCGAAUUAUUUGACAAAAUGCCUCAACGAGAUGCUGUCUCGUGGAAUGCAAUCAUUAGUGGAUAUGCACAAAAUGAGCUUGUUGAAAAAUCCCUGGAGAUUUUUCAGCAAAUGCAAGUGAAGGUUGCAAAGCCAGACUCAACAACCUUUUCUAGCAUCGUUUCAGCUUGUGCCAAGCUUGGAUUUUUGGAAUAUGGUAUGGAAAUCCAUCGAACAAUAGCAGAAAGUGGGUUUUUGUCGGAUGUUAAAGUUGCAAAUAGCUUGAUAACCAUGUAUGGAAAGUGUGGAAGCUUACAGAAGGCAGAGGAACUGUUUGGUCAGAUGUCUCAACGAAGUGCAGUCUCAUGGAAUGCACUCAUUAGUGGAUAUGCACAAAAUGGUCUUACUGAAAAGGCCUUGGAGGUUUUUACGCAAAUGCAAUUGGAAGGUGUAAAACUGAACUCAGCAACCUUGGCCAGCAUACUCCAAGCUUGCGCCAAAAUUGGAGCUGUGGAAGAAGGUAUGGAGGUCCAUCGAAGAACAGUGGAAAGCGGAUUUUUGUUACAUGACAUUGUUGUGACUGCUCUGAUGGACAUGUAUGCAAAAUGUGGAAGCGUGCAGAAAUCACACAAACUGUUUCGAAAAAUUCGUCAACAAGAUGUGGUCUCAUGGACUACAAUUAUUACUGGAUAUACACAAAACGGUUUUGUUGAAAAAUCGUUGCAGAUUUUUAAACAAAUGCAGUUGGGAGGUAUAAAGCCAAACUCAACCACGUUUGCCAGCAUUCUCCCAGCAUAUUCGAAAAUGGGAGCUUUAGAACAGGGUAUGGAAAUCCACCAAAAAGUAAUUGAAAACGGAUUUUUGUCAGAUAUAGUGGUGGUAACUACCCUGAUCAACAUGUAUGCAAAAUGCGGAAGCAUACAAAAGGCACGUGAUUUGUUUGAGGAAACACCUCAAGUUAAUCUGGUUUCAUGGAAUACACUGAUUGUGGGUUAUGCGCAAAAUGGUCUUGUUGAAGAAGCGUUGGAGAUUUUUAAACAAAUGCAAUUAGCAGAUGCAAAGCCAGAUUCAUCAACUUUAGCCAACAUCCUUCCAGUUUGUGGCAAGCUUGGUGCUUUGGGACAGGGUAUGGAGAUACAUCAAAGAAUAAUCAAAAGCAGAUGUUUAUCGGAUGUUGUACUCGUGACUGCCCUAAUAGACAUGUAUGCAAAAUGUGGAAACAUAAUGGAGGCACGCAAAUUGUUUGACAAACUGCACAAUCCAAACUCAGUCUCAUGGACUGUGAUGAUUGCAGGAUAUGCAAUGCAUGGAUAUUGCAAGGAGGCGAUCAAACUCUUUGAACUAAUAAAGCAUUCUACAACCAAUCCUGGCCAUAUAGACUUUGUUUGUGUUUUAUAUGCAUGCAGCCAUGCAGGUCUAGUUGACGAGGGCUGUAAUUACUUUAAUGAAAUGAGCAACUCUUAUUCCAUUACACCUACAAUGGAUCAUUAUGUAUGCAUUAUUGAUCUUCUUGGCCGUGCUGGCUAUCUUGGUGAAGCCUUAAACUUUAUCAUUAAAAUGCCCAUACAACCUGAAGUGGUUGUGUGGAUGUGUUUAGUUGGUUCUUGUAGAUCACAUAAGAAUGUAAAUAUAGGAGAAUUUGUGGCAACACUUCUUUUUGAGUUGGAUCUUAGAACUGCUGCACCUUAUGUCCUUUUGUCAAACAUUUAUGCAGAAGUGGGUAGGUGGGUUGACGUUCAGAAGGUAAGAAAAAUAAUGAAAGAUAGAGAAACUAUAAAGAUACCUGGAUGUAGUUGGAUUGAAGUAAAUAAAAUGGUACAUGCUUUUUGUGUAGGAGACAGAUCACAUCCACAGACACAUGAGAUUUAUGCAAUGCUGGAGAAAUUGUCUUGGGAGAUGAAGGGAGCAGGUUAUAUUCCAAAUAAAAAAUCAGUAUUAAAUGAUGUGGAGGAGGAGGAGAAAGAAUUAUUCAUCUGUCACCAUAGUGAGAAGUUAGCAAUUGCAUAUGGGUUGUUAAAAAUGCCCCCCGGAACAACUAUUAGAGUUGUCAAGAAUCUUCGAGUAUGUGGUGACUGCCACAUGGCUACCAAGUUUAUUUGUAAGAUUACUGCAAGAGAAAUUGUUGUGAGAGAUGCAAACCGGUUUCAUCAUUUUAAAAAUGGGCAAUGUUCUUGUGGAGAUUAUUGGUGAUGCAAAGUGAAAGCUUGCAUUAUUAAAGUGUGCACAGUUUCAGACUUGUGGUGGGAAGGAGGUAGUUUUAUUUUUCAGUUUAUUAACAAGAGCCAUUUCUGACACACUCUGUUGUCAAAGUGGUUAAAGGUUUGCCUUGCCUCGUCAUAGCAUGCAGUAUUCAUUUUCAAUGUUCAUUCCUUCCACUUUAGCUAGCCUUUGAGCCAUUGAAGUCUACUAUAUUGGGUUUUUCUGAAAGCAGACGUUAGAUUAUACAGAUGGGAUGUUGGUGUCAAGUAUUGUAUUGCUCAUUCUAUAAACCUGUUGGACAACUUCCUAUUACUUCGCAUGCAAUCCUUUUGAAUAAUCCGAAAUCGGCCUGCCAGCACUUGACAGGAACUACGCUGCAGUAUUCCUUAGAUGACAAUUCUUUGCAUUUUGUAUGAUUCAAAAUCAUGUGUACAGAACUAUUUGUAUUGUCAAGCGUUCAUUUUAUGAUUAUAGUUCUAAUAUUUUAGACCAUAACUAGGGGUUAAUAAGUAGACCAAUGUAGAUGGUGGAAAUAUCGGCGAGUUCGAAGCUGUAAGAUCUAGAAACCGCAUCUAUUUUUGUAAUGAUCUCCCCUCGUUUCCUCCUAUCUCAGCUCUGCCCAACUAUAUUUGAGUAGAGGAAAACCCAAGCUAGACAGCCACUCUAGUGGACACCAAAAUGGGAGGUCAUGUGAAUUCCAAUGUCAUAGUAUUGAUCUUGCAAUAGCACUCCAUUAGUCUAGGUUUUUUUUUUUUAUUACUUUUGUGUAAUUUGUUGGGAUUCAAUUUGGCACUGCCAAAAUUUGC